UAAAUAAACAGAUAAGUGACAUUAAAUUCUUUCAUAAGUAAUGGAUAGCCAGGCACCGAUCGAUGAUCUGCUGUUGGACAUUGUAGACAAUGCCUGGCGUAUGGAAGUUCUGCCUUUCGAUCAGAUACUAGUGCCACUCGAAAAGCUCCCCGAUCCGGAGGCCGAUGGUGGUGAUUCACAUUUGACUCUAAGCGAGCAGGAACAAAAGUGGACUGAUUUGGCGCUGGGUUCGCUGGCACCCGAUGCUGCACUGAUCGAUCAACUUAAUAUUACAUCCAUCUAACCA
This is a messenger RNA of Drosophila persimilis, 286 nucleotides long. Its product is annotated as anaphase-promoting complex subunit 13. Lineage: Eukaryota; Metazoa; Arthropoda; Insecta; Diptera; Drosophilidae. Gene Ontology annotation, cellular component: anaphase-promoting complex. Gene Ontology annotation, biological process: protein K11-linked ubiquitination. The coding region runs from base 41 to 283 and encodes 80 amino acids. The transcript has 3 exons. The record is from RefSeq and is a predicted model, not a curated record.